Molecule: messenger RNA, 1443 nt
Organism: Ostrinia furnacalis (Asian corn borer)
Lineage: Eukaryota; Metazoa; Arthropoda; Insecta; Lepidoptera; Crambidae
Product: mediator of RNA polymerase II transcription subunit 28-like
Exons: 3
Coding region: 50-412 (120 amino acids)
Cellular component (GO): mediator complex
Source: RefSeq, a predicted model, not a curated record
GUACCAAAUAAACGAUUUCUCUCCAACAACCAGGUUCCUAUUGUCAGCCAUGAAGCCUGAGCUCCUGGUGAAAGAGGACAACAACGAGCUGAAGUGUGAACUCCAGAGGAAGGAGGAACUCCUGAGGAGGCACUACGACAAGAUCAGCCAGUGGCAGAACUUGCUAGCUGAUUUGCAGGGCCACACAGUGUACAACAAGUGCCAACAGCAGCCGGCGCAACAGAGCGUACAGCAGGCCGCCUCCCCCGCCCCCCGCCAGCCGCCUAGUGUCCAAGCUGUGCAGGCGCAGCAAAUGGCAGCGGCGGCAGCGGCGCAGCAAGCAGCAUUGCAGCAACAGGCGGCCUUACAGCAGCAACAGGUACCGCGCCCGCCGCACCCCCCAGCGUACCCCGCCGCCGGCCCGCGUCGGUAGGGACGUGCAGGGCCGUAGUUAGGGGGCGUUGGGGGGCAAUUUGGUAGACUGAUGCAGGGCCGUAGUUAGGGGGUGUUGGGGGGCAACAGACGUGUUGACACCACCAAUCAAUUGACGUACUUUUUAAAACUGUCAAAACGAAACUCUCCCAUAGAUUUUGUAUGGCACUACAAGCAAGUGACGUCACUAUUUUGUCAACUCUAAUAAACUACUUUUUUCAUUUACAAUGCGACCUAAUUUAAAAUUAAUGAAGUGUCUCUUUAGAAAAGUUGUGAUUUCGAAUUAUUGGGGAAUGGUGUCAAAUUGUCUAUUUGGUAGUCGUGACGUAUGCAGGGCCGUAGUUAAGGGGCGUUGGGGGACAUUAAGGGGAAAUAACUGAAUCUGAUUGGUUAUUCAAAACACGUCUUUGGUGAAAACCAGACCUGAGACAAGACACGCGCGGGAUUUUCCAUGUUAAUACAAACUUAGCAAUGAUGAUUGAACUUUAAAACCAAUACAAUUUAAGGCAGAUUUUUCAAUCGUCGGAUAUUUUUUCUAUAAAAAAAUAAAAUUGUCAUUUCGACAUAGUCACAGAUUAAAUCUGUGGACAUUGUAUUUCCCACGCAGAAACUGUUAAUAGGCCAAUUUUUUUUUUAGAUAAAUGUUAUUCGAUGGUUGAAAAAUCAGGUCUUAAAAUCUCAUCCACAAAUACAAAAACUUGUGGGGAAUUUAAUAACUAAAAUCUCGUAUGUACUAUGUACCUGCAAAUACAAUCAUUAAAAUGUUGAUGUUGAAUAUUUAAAAACGAAAAAGUAUUCACAUAGAUGUAUGUAUUUCUCUAUAAGUACCACUUUAUACCUAACAUUAAAUAAAUCUAUUUUUUAAGAAAUUUACCAGUUGAAUGUUAUUAAAAAAAGUAUUUUAUUUAAUAGUUUAAAAAUGUUAAAGUAUAGAAAAUCUGCCAAAAGCUUUCAUGUUGAGAUAUAAAAUACUAAUUUUGAUAAACUUUUGAAUAUUAAAAAUUGUCCAGAAGGUAUAGUUUAACAUUUUUG